Molecule: messenger RNA, 735 nt
Organism: Zingiber officinale
Lineage: Eukaryota; Viridiplantae; Streptophyta; Magnoliopsida; Zingiberales; Zingiberaceae
Exons: 3
Coding region: 1-735 (244 amino acids)
Source: RefSeq, a predicted model, not a curated record
AUGUUGAGGUAUUUUAAGAAAAUACGAGAUGAACCUACUUCAAACAAGUCAUCUCCCCCUCCACCACCUCCUCCUCCUCCACCAGCUCCUCUUGAUGCUGACUCAAAUGAGUAUCCUAGUGAUCCUGGGCUAAGAAAGAACAUUCUUGAGUAUAAUGUUAAUGAAAGGGAGAUUGUUCGACGUUACUAUUUACAAAAAGAAUACAGCAUUGCAAAAGAUGCGGCUUUUUAUCUUUAUUGCUAUUUAUUCAAAGCGGAUUAUGGUGGUCAAAGUGGUGGUGAUUCUUUUGUUACUGAGGGAUUUAAAAAUUGGAGAAAGAAAGAAAAAUUUAAUGAACAUGUUGGAAAUCAGAGUAGCAUUCACAAUAGAUUUCUUGCUGACCAUAAUGAGGAUAUCAAUAGAGUUGCACUAGACAAUGCUCCCUCAAAUCUCAAAUUGACAUCGCCUGAUAUUCAGAAAGAUAUUAUCAGAUCCAUUGCUUAUUUAACCACUAAUUCUAUUCUUGGAGAUCUCGGUGAUGAAUUAUUUAUUAUAUUGGUUGAUGAUGCUCGUGAUAUAUCUGUUAAAGAACAAAUGACAGUUGCUUUACGGUUUGUAGAUGAAAGGGGAAAUAUUGUUGAGCGCUUUCUAGGCAUUGUACAUGUAAGCAACACUACUGUCUUAUCACUUAAAACUGCUAUUGAUUCUUUAUUGUGCCAACAUGGAUUAUCUAUAUCUAAUUUGCGGGGGCAAUGA